Xenopus tropicalis (tropical clawed frog) is the source of this 2820-nucleotide messenger RNA. It is a transcript of the gene map3k2, whose product is annotated as mitogen-activated protein kinase kinase kinase 2. The coding region runs from base 517 to 2301 and encodes 594 amino acids. The transcript has 17 exons. Gene Ontology annotation, molecular function: nucleotide binding; ATP binding. The record is from RefSeq and is a predicted model, not a curated record. NCBI's taxonomy places the organism in Eukaryota, Metazoa, Chordata, Amphibia, Anura, Pipidae.
UUGACGCCUCCGUGCUUGUCUCUGCUGGCGCUAGCCCCUCCCCCCUGUGACGUGCGCGUACUCGGUCCCGUAGUCCCAGGUUCACACGCUCGGUUUGGUUCCGUCGCUCCUUAUUAAUUAACCCUUACGCCGCGGCUGCCUUUUCGUAAGCGGAGCAGUUACGGGGCCUGUGCAAGUUCCGAGGGUUCCGGGAUGGCCGCCAUUUUGUGAAGAGCGGGCCCAGUUCGGAAUAACACUGCCGCCGCUGCCCCCGGGCCUGUGACCCCCCGCCCCCCCCGGGAGGAACAGGCUGGGGGCGGGGGAUUGCUGGAGUCGGAGCUGCAAGGGCUUCUGGGAAGUACAACCGGGCCCCCGGCUCAGCUGACAGGGAAACUCGAGGGAUUCCCAUGGGAAGACUGUCUCCCUGAAUGUACAGCAGCAAUCUGGUUCCCAUCAUGGAUGAGCAGCAGGCUCUAAACUCGAUCAUGCAGGAUCUGGUUGUUCUGCACAAAGCCAGCAGGCCUGCUCUUUCCCUGCAUGUACCCGGCAGCUCAAAGUCUCCAAAAAAAACAGAAUGAUGUUCGUGUCAAAUUUGAACACCGAGGGGAGAAGAGAAUCCUUCAGUUCUCCCGACCAGUUCUACUGGAAGAUCUCUACGCUAAGGCCAAAGUUGCAUUUGGGCAGUGCAUGGAUUUGCACUACAGCAAUAACGAGCUGGUCAUUCCACUGAAAACACAGGAUGAUUUGGACAAGGCUGUUGAGUUGCUGGACAGAAGUGUUCACAUGAAAAGCCUUAAAAUCCUGCUGGUACUUCCUGGUCACACAGAGACUGACACCCUGUGUGAUAUGGAACACAUGCCCUCUCUGGAAGAUCUGGAUAAUUCAGUAUUUGCAACCUUGGACAAGAAAACCAAGACUUCAGGUAUUGGCGCUCAGACCAGGGACAGAAGUUCCCCACCCCCAGGGUACAUUCCAGAAGAUCUGCAUCAGGUUGUGCGCAACGGAUCGUUUACAAGCAUCAACAGUGAAGGCGAAUUUAUUCCCGAAAGCAUGGACCAAAUGCUUGAUCCCUUGUCCCUCAGCAGCCCUGAAAACUCAGGAUCUGGAAGCUGCCCAUCACUUGAUAGUCCCUUAGAUGGAGACAGCUACUCCAAGUCCCGCAUGCCUAGAGCUCAGAGCUAUCCCGACAACUACCAGGAGUUUUUAGAGUAUGACAUUCCAGUGUUUGAGAAAUUUGGGAAAGGCGGCACCUACCCACGAAGGUACCAUGUGUCUUAUCAUCAUCAGGAUUACAAUGAUGGGCGUAAAACCUUUCCAAGGGCCAGAAGAACUCAGGGUAACAGCUUCCGGUCGCCCGUCAAUUUCAGCCCCACUGACCACUCGCUGAGCACUAGCAGCGGGAGCAGCGUCUUCACCCCAGAAUAUGAGGACGGCCGUCUAAGGAGAAGGGGAAGCGACAUAGACAAUCCAACCCUGUCCGUCAUGGAUAUCAGCCCACCCAGCAGAUCUCCCCGUGCACCAUCCAACUGGAGGCUGGGAAAGCUGCUGGGCCAGGGUGCAUUUGGCAGAGUUUACUUGUGCUACGAUGCCGAUACUGGUCGAGAACUGGCUGUUAAACAAGUGCAGUUUGACCCUGACAGCCUGGAAACGAGUAAGGAGGUGAAUGCACUGGAGUGUGAAAUUCAGCUGCUGAAAAACCUUUUGCAUGAAAGAAUUGUACAGUAUUACGGUUGUCUGAGAGAUUCGCAGGAGAAGACUCUGUCCAUAUUUAUGGAAUACAUGCCGGGGGGAUCUAUAAAGGACCAGCUGAAAGCUUAUGGAGCACUUACCGAAUUUGUGACCCGGAAAUAUACCAGGCAGAUCCUGGAGGGGGUUCAUUAUUUGCACAGUAACAUGAUUGUACACAGAGAUAUUAAAGGAGCCAAUAUCCUGCGCGACUCUUCGGGCAAUGUAAAACUGGGAGACUUUGGCGCCAGUAAGCGGCUGCAGACUAUCUGUCUCUCUGGCACUGGGAUGAAAUCCGUCACGGGGACCCCUUAUUGGAUGAGCCCAGAAGUCAUCAGCGGAGAAGGUUAUGGUCGAAAAGCAGACAUCUGGAGCGUGGGGUGCACUGUCGUGGAAAUGCUGACCGAGAAGCCACCGUGGGCCGAGUUCGAAGCCAUGGCUGCCAUCUUUAAAAUCGCCACGCAGCCCACCAACCCGCAGCUGCCGGCACAUGUAUCAGAGCAUUGUCGGGAUUUCCUCAAAAGGAUUUUCGUAGAAGCCAAAGUGAGACCCUCGUCGGAGGAACUGUUGCGGCACACGUUUGCCCAGUAUCACUAGCGGCUUCCCUCGAUUUCAGCUCUUCCGUUGCUGCUUUCCUCUACUUCCAAAGGUGAUGGCACUUUAUCCCAACAGCAGAAUGACAAGAGAGGUCUGUGCAAUUCUCUCGAUACCAUUAUUCCCCCCCCUCAUCUGGGAGAGCUGGUGACUUGGUUUAGUCCGUUUUUUUGGAUUUGGACUCCGUUUGGAACUUUAUACAAGGUACUGAUUGGAUUCUCCCAGAGAAAGCACUUUAUUGCAUUUUCAUUCUCGAUGGUAGUGAAGGAUGUCUAUCUACACAAGGCAGCUCCGUUUAUCUCCAGGCACCUGGUUUGGUCGAUGCUGGCGGGACAGAACUGGUUCUUUUUUCUUUUCUUUUUUAAAUCAACUUUUCAGUCUGACCUUCUCGAGUUAUGACCCUAAACCUCUCGUGAGUAAUCUGGAAUCCUUGUGCUACGUGACAGCUGUUCAAGAAAAAAAAAACAAGCCAAGAAAACCUGGGCCUUUAAACCCUAAAAAAAAAAAAAAAAGUUUUAUUCC